Messenger RNA from Sebastes umbrosus (honeycomb rockfish), 1010 nucleotides. RefSeq names its product immunoglobulin lambda-1 light chain-like. The transcript is spliced from 5 exons. The coding region runs from base 179 to 739 and encodes 186 amino acids. The record is from RefSeq and is a predicted model, not a curated record. Gene Ontology annotation, biological process: immunoglobulin production; immune response. Lineage: Eukaryota; Metazoa; Chordata; Actinopteri; Perciformes; Sebastidae.
AGCAUGACUCUCAUCACCAUCCUCAUCUGGACGCUGGCCUGCUGCUGUUUUACAGGAUGCAGCGGUCAGGUGACUGUGACUCAGCCUCCAGUAGUGACAUCUACUCCAGGAUCCACCGUCUCUCUCACCUGUAAGAACCAGCCAAGCUGUUUACAGAUGGUCUAGUGGAGCUGAGGAGAUGCACUGGUAUCAACAGAAAUCUGGACAGCCUCCAAAGCUCAUAAUAAGACAUGCGAUCACACGUGUAUCAGGAACAGCAGCUCGGUUUAGUGGCAGUGGAAGCAGCUCUGACUUCACUUUGACCAUCAGUGGAGUUCAGACUGAAGACGCAGCAGUUUAUUACUGUCAGAGUUACCACUACAUAAACAGUGCUGGUCUGUGGACUUUUGGUGGAGGAACCAAACUCAUCAUUAACUUGGGUGUGGUGCAGCCCACCCUGACCGUCCUCCCCCCCUCCAGAGAGGAGCUGAAGCAGGGCAGUGCCACACUGGUGUGUCUGGCCAGCGGGGGCUUCCCCUCAGCCUGGACGCUGGGCUGGAAGGUGGGGUGCAGCAGCAGCUCCUCAGGGGCGUCACACAGCCUGGAGGUCCUGGGGAGGGACGGCCACUACAGCUGGAGCAGCACCCUGAGCCUCCUUGCAGACCAGUGGAGGAAGGCGGGCUCAGUGAGCUGUGAGGCCAGUCUGAGUGGACAGAGGCCUGUCACUCAAAGCCUGGAGCCUGACCGCUGCUCAGAGUAGAGCUUCAGCAACACUUCCUGUCUGCAAAUGAUGCCGCUUCUUUGACAGAGAUCUGGAUGAAGCUCCAGAUCUCCUCUGUUCACAUGUUUCUGCAUGUUUCACAGCUCUCUACUCGGUGUUUUACUCUGCAUGUUGCUUUCUAAUACUCAUCUUCUGCAUGUUCUUCUUUAUGUUCAUUAAAUGAUUUUCACUCAAAGAGAAACUAUUCAUUCAUCAGAAAUGUGGCAUGAACAUUAAACCAUCAUUAAAUAAAACUGUGGAUUAUAAUAAA